Molecule: messenger RNA, 9962 nt
Organism: Aethina tumida (small hive beetle)
Lineage: Eukaryota; Metazoa; Arthropoda; Insecta; Coleoptera; Nitidulidae
Gene: Mical
Product: F-actin-monooxygenase Mical
Exons: 27
Coding region: 424-9621 (3065 amino acids)
Molecular function (GO): FAD binding; protein binding
Source: RefSeq, a predicted model, not a curated record
CUUCCAGUUAAAAUAACUUUAAUCAUAAUUAUUAAUUAAAAACAAAAAUUCAGUUUUAUUUCAAAAGUUAAUUACAGUUCAUAAGUAUGUCUGUUGCAAUGUUUGUUAGUUUUUAAACGAUUAGAGUUGAAUUUCGAACGCGGAGGCGAGUGGUCGACCGAUCUUCCACUGCUGUGCAAUAUAUAUAAAUCUACUUCAACGUGUGUGUUAUUUGUGAUUUUGUUUACUUAACGUGGUUCGUCGGUGACUACUGAAGAUUUUAGAACGAGACAAAGGAAUUAUUCAAAGAUGAAGAUGGAGUAAUUUAUCCAUGUUUUUCAAUUUUGUUUACAAGAAAAUAAAUUUCCCAGAUAAACCCAAUCCAAAUGAGAAUCAAGCCGAAGUAAUCGUUUGCAGUAACAGUCCUGCAUCGUCCCAGUCACCAUGGAUCACAUUCGAUACGGCCACGGACACGUGCUUGCGCAGCAACAGCAACAGUAUGGUAGACCAGUUUCCUCCAUAGAUGCUGCCCAUGCAUCCGAAUACUUUGAACACUUCAUCAACGCCACAUCUCUGAAAACGAUCCUUGGCUACCACCGUUCGAUAUGCGACCACUUGCAUCUCAAGCCCAAUCUGUUCCCUCUGUUUUAUCCGAAGCUCAGGGCCAAUUUAACGACAUGGAAGGCAAAAGCUCUGUUGAAGAAGUUCGACGCUAGGGCUGCCCAUAAAUGCUACGGUAAAGGGAAAAUAUGCGCCAACACGAGGGUUUUGAUUAUCGGUGCUGGUCCCUGUGGAUUGAGAACCGCCAUAGAAGCCCAAUUAUUGGGUGCCAAAGUGGUCGUAGUCGAAAAACGAGACCGACUUUCCAGAAAUAACGUUUUGCAUUUAUGGCCUUUCGUUAUUGAGGAUUUAAGGGCGCUGGGUGCCAAAAAAUUCUUUGGCAAGUUUUGCGCUGGAGCUAUUGAUCACAUUAGUAUAAGGCAGUUGCAAUGUAUUCUUCUGAAAGUGGCCCUCUUAUUGGGGGUUGAAAUUCACACGGAAGUUAGCUUUGAAAAAUUAAUAGAACCUAGUGCAACAGAGAAGACUGGAUGGAGGGCGGAAUUCAAGCCAGCCGACCAUCCCGUCGCGCAAUACGAAUUCGAUGUGAUAAUUGGCGCUGACGGCAAACGCAAUACAUUACAGGGUUUCAACAGAAAGGAAUUUAGGGGAAAGCUUGCAAUAGCAAUUACUGCCAAUUUUAUCAAUAAGAAAACGGAAGCCGAAGCCCGUGUCGAGGAAAUUAGCGGCGUAGCAUUUAUUUUUAAUCAAAAAUUCUUUAAGGACUUGUACGAGGAGACUAAAAUCGAUCUAGAGAAUAUAGUGUAUUAUAAAGACGAUACUCAUUAUUUUGUUAUGACUGCCAAAAAAGCUAGUCUUCUAGAGAAAGGUGUAAUUAAGCAGGACUUAUCCGACACCGAGAAACUAUUAGCUAUGGAAAACGUCGAUAGAGAUGCACUUCAGGAGUAUGCCAAGGAGGCUGCAAACUUUAGUACAGACUAUCAAAUGCCGGACCUGGAAUUUGCGGUAAACCAUUAUGGCCAACCAGACGUAGCUAUGUUUGAUUUCACGUCCAUGUAUGCAGCUGAAAACGCUUCUAAAACCAUGGAACGCAACGGUCAUCAGUUAUUGAUGAUUCUGGUUGGAGACAGUUUACUUGAGCCUUUUUGGCCCACCGGAUCAGGUUGCGCCCGAGGUUUUCUAUCGUCAUUGGACGCAGCGUGGGCUAUUAGAAGCUGGGCCUCUCCUACCACCACGCCCUUAGACGUUUUGGCGGAGCGCGAAUCAAUUUAUCGGUUGCUAGCCCAAACCACGCCAGACAAUCUGAACAAAGAAUGGAAAUCUUACACUCUUGAUCCUAUUACUCGUUAUCCCAAUCUUAACAAAAAUGUUGUCAUGCCACACCAAGUGAUUAGCCUGUACGACACCGAUAAUCCGGAUAGUAUCGAACAAAUGAGAAGAGCUGUCCGGGAAGUCACACCUGUUGUAGAAGUGCCUAGGAAACGAAGACAUGGUGACGUUGAUAACGAUGUACUAUUUAAUUGGAUAGCAGAGCAAGUAAAAGGACAUGAAGACAUCACAUUAACAGAUUUAGAAUCAGUUCUUAAGGAUGGAAAAGUACUAUGUGCCAUCAUACAUCACUACAGGCCUGAUUUGUUGGACUAUAAUGCCAUCAAAGAUGAUAAUCCUGCCAAGAAUAAUCAGUUAGCUUUCGAUUUAUUAGAAAAAGAGCUUGGUAUUCCUCCAAUUGUCACUGGAGAAGAAAUAACAAAUUCUGUAGAUUAUCUAACAAUGGUUUCUUAUUUGACCCAAGUUUACCAUACAUUUAGAGGUGAAAUACCACACAUCAAACAUCAAAAAUUGUCUCUUAAGAAAAAGAGCAAGAACAAAAAUCGUAAAAGAAAAAUGUCUAAUCUUGGAGAAUCUGACUAUGUAGCAACAUACAGUAAAAAAUCUUGUACCUUGAAAUUUACAGCAGAUAAGUCAGAACCAACAAAAAUUAAUUUAACAGUUGUUACUGAAAACAGUGAAACGCAUAGUUGCAUUGAUGUUUCAAAGAAGAGUUCUAGUCGUACCCUUUUUAAAGGAACUUCUAAAAAGUCUAGUAAAAUUUUAGAUUGUAAAAAUGAUAAAUUUGAUGUUCAAAAAAGUGCCAAUCUUGUAGCAAAAUCCAUUAAAAAUUGUUACAAUAUACGUUAUAACAACUACAGCAAAGAUCUCAAGCAAGAGAAGUCCACGCAUUCACGUAAAUUAAUUCAAAACACAGAAAAUAUGCCCCAAUUAGUUGAUGAAACAACUAAGAACUCUAAAACUACAAAAUGCAAUAAGAAUCGUAAGAGUGCAAAUAAUUUGGAGCAAGAAUUAAAACCUAGUCCUUCUAAAAAUAUAAAACGUAAUUCUGAAGGUCCAAGAUUACAGAAUUUAAAUAAAUCACGUCCCAGAUUUCGUAAAAAAGUCAACGAACCAAAAUUUGUACAUAUACUUUAUCCUGUGGAUCCCAAGCGUAAACUAGGUGACAUUGAAGUUAUAAAAACUGCAUCUUCCCAUAUUGAGGAAAAUGUGAUUCGGUCAGUUAGCACUUUAGACAUAGAACAAGGAAAUAUUACGAAGGACACGUCAUAUGAAACUGUACAGAAUGGUGAAGAAAAUGAUGAACAAAUAACAUACUUGUUUCAGAAUAAAAAUUUUGGAACUUACACCAAUGAUGAUGAUGGCCUUUCAAGAAAUAAUGAAAAAAGCUUGAAAUCAAAUAGUGCCACUAUUUCCGUGAUCAAUAACACAUGUAAUAUCAACCCACCUGAAUGUUCUAAGACAGACUUAGUCUUAUGUUCCAAGGAAAAUUUAAAUUUUCCCAAAAAAGAUAAACAUAAUGCCGUUAAUAUACAAAUAGUUCAAAAAACUGAGGAAAACUGUUAUAAAUGUCAAAGAAUUAUAUUCGAACCAACAAUAAAUGUACUAACCAUAUCAAAGCAAUCAGUUCUAGUAAAGAACAAAAUUCAGUCAGAACUCUAUAAGUACGACAAAGAGAAAAUUACUAACGAAAAUUACAAACUUCAAUUUACAAUGAACAAGCAAGAAAACAAUUUCAAUAGAAUAUCGACUUGGGUAAACACACAUGACUUCAGUAAAGGCGAUUAUGUUAAGGAUGAAAAUGAAAUUAUAGUGAAUAUAGUACCACGUACAGAGGUGGUACGAUGUGACAGUUGUUCGAAUAAAAUCGCAAAACAAUGUGAAAUAAUUUCAAACGAAUUAUCUGAAUGUAUUUUGAAAACUGAGUCUAAAUGUUCACAAUUAGAGAUUCGCAAGUAUGAACCGGAAAUCAAGAAGUCAAAACCCAGUUUAGCUAACAAAAUCAAAAAGAAGCUCGAACUCCCCGAAACCAAACGUAGCGAUGCCACGUUUAAAAUGGGUAAGCUGGCUGAUUAUCAGCAGGCUAGCCAAAGGCAAUCCGCACGGCACAAACGCCAUGCCGAACCGUUUUCAACGAAAGCGAAUGUUGAUCGAAAAACGAGAAAACGUCGCACUUUGGAACGCGUCGGAACAAGCGUCGUCGAAAGGCAAAAGGCAUUGGAAGAGAUUGCCGCCAAUCGUAACGAGAGACAAAAUAAAAGGAGACAGCAGAGAAGACUGCAAACAGAACAGUUUCUGAAAAGCAUGCAAAUGCUUCAAAUGAACGCCAAACCUGAUAACUCUGAACCCUUUGAAGAUUACUCUAUAUUUUUGUAUCGACAAACUGCCCCUAAUUUUGAAGACAGGGUUAAAGAUUUAGAGAAAAAAUUCACCUAUGUACCAGAUCACGAUAAUAAAUUACCUAGUCUCAACAAAGGAGGAAACGACGAAGAUUUGCAGGCUCGUAUCAAAAAUUUGGAAAACAAAUGGAAGGACCCACAGCCUGUUGAACGCAAACCGAAAGAUUUGCUCAGGGCUAUCGGAAAAUUGGACACCAACGAUUGGAAUGUCAAGGAAAUUGAAAAGAAAAUUAUGGAGAAUAAGUUGGGCAAGCCGAGUAAUAAGGACAAAGAGAAGGUUCCCAAAUGGAGUAAGGAACAAUUUUUGGCGAGGCAAACGAAAAUGGAAAACAAGCAUUUGGAUAGGCAGGAUAGCACCGAAGCUAAAUUUGCCGACAUAGAUAAAAAUAUUAAGCACUUGGACAUGAAAUUAAAAGAAGGCACCGUCAGGGAAUUAGGCCAAAACAAAGUUGCUUCAAUAACGGAGAAGUUGGUCAGCAAAGUGCCCACACCUACUGAACAGAAACCUGUCGAAAAGAAUACAAGCCGUCCACAGUUUACUUUACCAACUCAGGCUGCAUCGGAAUUUUGUCAUUUUUGUGAUAAACGCGUGUAUCUUAUGGAAAGAUUAUCGGCUGAAGGAAGAUUUUUCCACCAUGGAUGCUUUAAAUGUCAGUAUUGCCAUACACAACUACGUCUGGGUUCAUACUCUUUCGACAGAGACGGACAGUACGGUCAUAAAUUCUUCUGCGUUCAUCACUACGGAAUGCAAGGAGAGCUUCCCCGUCCCACACGAGUGGUCAGGAAACCGUCCCAGAAGCAUACUACGAAUAGAAGUCCAGACAAGAAACGGUCGGCAGGCGUAGCUGGACUGGAUCUUUUGGAUAGAGUGCAAACUCCGGAAAGAAUCGAAUUUGCCAAUUUGUCGUCUGGCAGCGUUUUAUCAGACAAUGAUGAGCCUCUGACCCAAAUGGAUGAAGAUGAAUGGACUGAUAAAAACUUUGGUGCAUCUUGUGCUGAAUUAGACGACACAGAUGAAUCUUCUAGUUACAGUGACUCUGACUCGGAUGAUGAUGAAGAAGCAUAUGACGACGCUCUUGAAGAACCUGCUACAAAGGAAGGCACAUUAAGAUUAGCCCAAAAACUAAAAUACUACAGGAAGAAAAAUUUAUCCGAGUCCGAUGAAUACAGCAGUUCCGAUCAAUCAAGCUACGAUGAGAAUUCCAGUGAUGAUGAGGAUUCUGAUACAGCCACAGAAGGUGAAGAGGAAAUUCGAGCCAGGGAACUACGCAAACAGGAAGUGAGAGUAGAGCCACCACUUGUACACCCAGACACGGGCACUGAUACAGAGGUUGUUUCUGAUGAGACCAGUUCCGAAUCAUCGAGCGAAAUACAAAACUCGGCAACAGAAAUUUCGACUGAUUCCGAGUUCGCACAUGACGAUCCAACACCCACUCGGGAAAUACCAAAGAUAACAUUUAACGAUGUGAACGUUACAAAAACGCGAGGUAGCACACAGGCCCCUAAACGCAUACAGGUGACCACUGGCUAUUUACAACAACCAGUGAAUGGAAAUAAGCACAAACAGGAUAUAGAACUGAAACUUAGCCCUCUUGUACCUUCUGCACCUAUUGUUAAAAAACCUGCACCAGUGUUACAGCCACGACCCGAUGGUUAUGCAUUAAAUCGCACUCAAAGCACUGGGGGAAUUGCGGCUAAAAAGUCACUCGAAUUAAAAAAGAAGUAUUUGCUGGGUGAAUCUGGAGCACCUGGGGGCAUUCAAAAGUCUGGUAGCGCAUCCACUCUUGACACAAAGUUUAAAUCCUUCCAAACGGACAUUUCCGAUUGUCAAAAACUUCUUAGGCCUGCUGCUGAAAUUAGUGCUAGCAUGAAGGUGUUUUGCAGUAAAUUAGAUGAACUUUCGUCUUCAAAAUUAUCUCCUGGUUCGUCUCCGCAAUUAAUUGCUAAGGAAUUAAAUACCCAAGAGAAGAAACAAGAAGAACCCGUUGCCAUAAAACCUUUGCCACCUCCAGAUGUUACCAAGGAUACAGAAAAAGCCGAGCCAUAUCAGUUCCAAAAUGAACUGGAGGGCCGACCCAGAAGUCCCGUACAUGAGACUUCAAUAAUAGUUCCGCAAAUUGAUUGGAGUAAGACUGCAAACAACGAUAGUCACUCGGAAGAUAGUUUAUCAAUUACUUCUAGUUCAGGGAACGAGUGUGCAACCACUCCCAAUUUCCAGUUUCCUACGAUACCAAAGGUGGAAGUACAUACUCCUGUUGAAGAAGAUGAUAUACCACCAGAUUCUUUGUGUAUAGUGGAACCAGUAAUACCUAAACCAGAGCAAGUCACCCCCGUACAUUCGGAACCUUCGAAGUCAAUUACAAGUGAGAAAAAAACAUUAAAUCAGCCCAAAUCUCUCCCAUACCUGGAAAGAAUGUUACCUGAAAUUCAUAACUCUCUGCACGUGCGAUACAAGAAAGAUGAACCUGAAACAGCACCUUCUAAAGAGUCAAAUCUGGAAAUAGACAAUAAAUCAAGUGGCAGGAGUACUCCGGAUUCUGGUGCUGAACAAGUUACGGUGGCUUUAACAGAAACGGAACUGUCUGAUUGGGCAAAAGAGGGAGAAGUCUCAGAUGAUUUAGAGGAAUUUGCAGAAUUUGAAUUAAACGAGUCAGUAGAAAAUAGAAGUAACAAGAAACCUAAGGAAAUUUCUUUAGAAGGAAUUAAGAAAGCGGAUAUGGAAGAAUUCGAAGAUUUCGGACAUGUUUGUGGUAAAGAAAAGGACAAAUUAGAAGAAAUUGUUCAAGCAAAAAAUACCAGCUUGUUGGAUGGAUGUAAAUCACUCAAAUCCAAUUUGGAUAACAUCGAGUAUAUGGAUACAGGCACGGAAACCAGUAGUGAUGAUGGAAUAGUUGAUAGCCAGGAUGGAUACGUUUUAUUUAAAAAUGAUGAUGAAUUACCUGAAGAUAGCUUGAAUCCCACAAUCAAUGAAGUAGUAGAAGCUCAUAAUGAUCACAUCACCUCCAAGACAGAACCUGUUAAAAAUACAGGUUACUGUAUAAUAUCUAACUCAAAAAAUAACUUCGGUAGUGAAGUUAUUGACUUAAAACCGAGUGAUUUAGAAAAACUUAAACAAAAACAAUUAGCCACUGAGCAUGAUGACGAUAGUUUACUAAUUGUAGACACUGGUACUACUACUGAAGAAAAUACAUGUAGCGAUUCGACAGUAAAAAAUGUUACUGAAAUUAUACCGGAUAAACCAAAAUUAGCUAUUGAAAACAAUAAUUCUCAAAAGAUUAGAAUGGAAGAGAAACUAGCUUCAGUUAAAGCAGAAUUAAAACAAAUAAGUGAUAAGAAUUUACAAUCUAGUCAAACUCAACCAGCAGAUGAGAUAAAUUUGGAAUUUGAUGAACAUUGUCAAAGACUACAAUCAAAAAUUGAAUUUGGCAAUGCCAAAGAUUCCAUCGACAUUCGAAAAUCAAGAAGAAAGAGUAAAUCUGAAUUACCUCAAAAACCUGAUCUAAUACAAGAGGAAAGAGAUAAACCAAGUCCAGUACAUACGGCAAAAGACAUUACUCUAAAUCUAACUCCUACAAUUCCAACUCCUGAUGUUCUUUAUAAAAGGGAGAAUAUCAAGAGAGAAAGGGACAUGAACCAAAAAUUGAUUCAAGAAAUGGUAAUGAAUAAAAUGAAAGCUGAAAAUAAACCACUGGAGAGGAAGAGAAGAAACAGAACUCCUAGUAAACCAUAUGAUAUUACCAAGUCAGCAACUUCAGAUAUAUCUCAACUGAAUAUAGACAAUAGUAACAGGAAUUCAACAUUUUCCAAUACUAGCAUAUAUUCCACACCAGAUGUUUUGUUAUCAACAAAUUCUGUACCUCUACAACAUUCACAAUCUGUAAAUACUGUUCCAAGUUUAAAUACAUCUUCCGAGUAUUCGACACCACUGUCACUAAGUUCCAUUGGAAUAAACAGUAGAAAAUCAAACGAUAAACAAGGAUCUUUAAACACAAAUCCCAAUGUAAACAAUAAAUUAUUUAAUGAUUUUCAAACACCAAAAGCUCCUCCACGACAGAAAUACGAGGAACUAAGUCGUACGUCUGAAAAGAUGAAACAGGCAGCUAGAGAAAAGGUGCGACAAAUGUCGAACGAAGCAUUGGGUCUCAGUCCUGAAGACAAGUAUCAAACAGUCAAAGAUAAACAUUGUAAGAAAGGAAAAGAGAACUCUGACGUAACUUGUACAGUUCAGUCUCUGGAACCUCGAAAUUCUUGGCUGCAUUUAAACAACACACUCACUAGAAAGAAAAAUAAUUCCACACCAAAAUUGGCCUCAAGUUCAAACAAUCUAAAUGCUCCAACAAGAACUAAAUCUAUUUCUGGAAUAAACAAUAAUUAUUCAACACAAAACCAAAGUCCCGAUUCCAUCAAAAUGUGUAAAUCUGAUCCCAACUUGUUAGACACUGAAGACAUUAAACACAAAAAGAAAUCCAAGGGUGAGGGAAUCAAAAAUUUCUUCAGGAGGAGUCAGACUUUCUUUAAAAAUCUUUCUCCAAAGAAAAUCGAUAAAGCAAAGUCAUGUUCAAAUCUGGACCCCAGAAAAUCUGAUGAAAUCGUGGACAUACCAAUUAGAAGGAAAAGCUAUUCAGAAUGGUCUACAGACAAUGUGGAGAAUAUUUCUCCGCCUCCAAUACCACCAUUACCAGUAAACUAUACUGGCAAUUCUAUUAAAGGAACAGAUGAGAGUUCAGAUGGUGAACAUGACUGGAAGAAACAUGAACUUAGUUCGUGUGACACACUAGAUCAAACAAGUGUUUUAGACCAUUCAAUUGUAAGUGUUUCUGGAAGAAGAAGUAAAUCUGCUAAAAAGACCGCCAGACAGACACAGCUUAAAAGACAUCGAAUGGCUCAAGAAAUCCAACGAAAACUCGAAGAGACUGAGGUAAAAACAAGGGAAUUGGAAAAGAGAGGUGUAACAGUGGAGAAAGCCUUACGAGGAGAAGACAGCGAACAUUGCUCAAAAGAAGAAUCCGAGCUAUUACAAGAAUGGUUCGAUUUAAUGAGAGACAGGACUGAAUUGAGAAGAUAUGAAAAAGAAUUGAUGGUCAGAGCUCAGGAAUUAGAAUUAGAGGAUCGACAUGCGAGAUUACAACAGGAUCUCAGGGAACGAUUAGAAACUGAUAAGAAAACUGAAGACGAUGUAAAAUGUGAAGAAAAAAUUAUUGCCGAAAUGCUGGAAAUCGUUUCGAAGAGGGACUCGCUGAUUGCUAUUUUAGAAGAGGAUCGUCUCAGGUAUUCGCACGAAGAUCGUGAUUUGGAAGAACAAAUGCUUGCAAAAGGAUUAAGACUAACCCCAAUAAGAAAAACUCAAGAAAAUUAAUUUAUAUGAAAUAUUAUUUAUUUGUCCUAAAGUUAUACUUCUAUAUCUAAUGUAGAUGAUAGAAUUCAAAUUAAUUUCGCUUUUAAGUUUUACUACUUGACUUUUAUAUAUAUAUUUUUAUAGGCUAUCUAUCUUAAUAUUUACAUACUUAAAUAUAACUAGUCUUGAAAUUGUUAUUUACUAAGUGAUAUUUACCGCUUAGUUCUGGAACAUUGAAUUGUGAUUGUGAAUUGUAUUUUUUGAUAAGGAAUUGUAAAGAAUUGUACAAACAUAUUAUUUUAUGAAUGCAUAUUAUUAUGUGUUGUCCUUGUGUGAAUAAAAUUUGCUUUUAUACAUUUUAA